This is a messenger RNA of Scatophagus argus, 2418 nucleotides long. RefSeq names its product voltage-dependent calcium channel gamma-5 subunit. Bases 549 to 1382 code for a protein of 277 amino acids. The record is from RefSeq and is a predicted model, not a curated record. Gene Ontology annotation, molecular function: channel regulator activity; voltage-gated calcium channel activity. The transcript is spliced from 6 exons. Gene Ontology annotation, cellular component: postsynaptic density membrane; AMPA glutamate receptor complex. Gene Ontology annotation, biological process: transmission of nerve impulse; postsynaptic neurotransmitter receptor diffusion trapping; regulation of AMPA receptor activity. NCBI's taxonomy places the organism in Eukaryota, Metazoa, Chordata, Actinopteri, Scatophagidae.
UAUAAAAUAUACACAAAAUAGGACUAUGCUCUGCAGUUCGUGACACAAUAUUAAUCUGGAUCAUGAAACCAAAUUCAUACAAUUGCCUUUGUAUGCAUGUUGCUCAAACAUCUACAGCAGUUCAGUGUUUCAGUGUUUAAUUUGCUGCAAACAAACUUCAAAACAUCUGUGCAAAUAAUGGCGCCUUCACGCCUGUGUUUGGCUUGAUCCCUCAGCUGAUUCAAACUGUUACCAAGUCACAUGAACGCAGCACCUCCCCGUGCUCACCUGUAGAGAGGUGGAGUGCGUUCUUGCGGCGCCACGUGCCACGCGCACGCGGUCAGUACCGGUUUGGAUAGUAGUGGUGCACGAGCUACGCAGCCGCGGGUCCCGUCUGCCACACACGCUUAUCGCGCGCCAAAGCCGAGACAACACGGACUAACCGAACGGGGAGAAACGAGAAGGGAAAGAACCGAGAGAAGAGGAAGGAGCAACGCUUUCCUCGACGACUCAGUUUUCGUGAAGCUUUCCUUUCUGCCAGCGGUGCCCCCUGCUGUUGAGGCUGUGGUAUGAGCCUAUGUGGCAGGAAGGCGCUGACGUUGCUGAGCAGCGUGUUCGCUGUUUGUGCCCUGGGCCUGUUGGGGAUCGCCGUGAGCACCGACUACUGGCUCUACCUGGAAGAGGGCGUCAUCCUGCCCCUCAACCAGAGCACCGAGAUACGCAUGUCCCUCCACUCUGGCCUCUGGAGGGUUUGCUUCUUGGCUGGGGAGGAGAAAGGCAGAUGUUUUACCAUAGAGUAUGUGAUGCCCACCAACGUCCAGAUGACCUCUGAGUCCACUGUUAGUGUCCUCAAGAUGAUCCGUUCUGCCACACCCUUCCCUCUGGUCAGCCUCUUCUUCAUGUUCAUUGGUUUUGUACUUAGUAACAUCGGCCACAUACGACCUCAUCGCACCAUCCUGGCCUUCGUUUCUGGAAUCUUCUUCAUCCUGUCAGGUCUCUCUCUGGUAGUCGGUCUGGUGUUGUACAUCUCCAACAUUAAUGAUGAAAUGUUGAACAGAACCAAAAGUAAUGAGGCCUACUUCAGCUAUAAGUAUGGCUGGUCAUUUGCCUUUGCUGCCAUCUCCUUCCUGCUCACUGAAACGGCAGGUGUCAUGUCGGUGUACCUGUUCAUGAAGCGCUACACAGCAGAGGAAAUGUACCGGCCCCAUCAGGGCUUCUACCGGCCCCGCCUCAGCAACUGCUCAGAUUACUCCGGCCAGUUCCUCCAUCCAGACGCCUGGGCUGGACGUGGCCGCAGUCCCUCCUCCAUCUCCUCUGAGGCUUCCCUCCAGAUGAAUUCAUCCAACUACCCUGCUCUCCUCAAGUGUCCAGAGUAUGAACAAAUGUCCUCCUCACCUUGCUGAGGCAGAGGAUUAGUUGCUGUGUAAGCACCAUGGGGGUCAUUUUGAUCUAACUGGAUUUUGGCAUAAAAUUGUCCAGCAAAUUGAUAUUAUCCAGCUUGUAUCGCUCCCUAUCAAGUGCCCUGACUAUGACCUCCCUGCUGCCGAUUUUCUUAAUUUACACCUUUUGGUUCUGUGGGGAGCAAAACUUAAGUUAACGGUUAGCCGGUUCAUUUUAUCCUCAGCUAACCUGUCCUAUUUCAGGGAGAACUGUGAGAGGAUGAGAGAGGUAAGAGUUGAACCAGCUUGUAUUUUUUUUUCUGCUUUUUCUCAAGCUUGCAGCAGUAGGUGACUAGAAACCUGCUGAACUGAUCAAGGGUGAAGUCAUCCCAAACUUGAGCAGGAUUACACAUUUGCACAUUAGGAGACACGAAGAGUUGAAAAGAGGAACUAGAACUGAAUAGGAAACCACGUGCAAUGGAUGCAGAGCCUGCAGGUUUUCAGAAUUAAAUACUAUAAUGUGCAUCUAGCCAGAAAAUGAAAUUAAGUCAGCAAAUCAAAGAAACUAGCCUUUUCCUCAAUUUACUCAUAAGAACAUCACUCAGGCUGUGCAGACCUUAAACUUGUAAAGGUUAGUAAGGUUGAAAUAAAAUUAUUAAAGCUCCCUCCUCCUACAAAUUGUACAUGUGCAACAGCUGUGCCAGAGCAAGAAAGUUUCACUCACACCCUCAACUGUCAUUUCCCUCCUGCUUUUUGUUGCAUUAUAGGUGUUCAUCACAGCAUGUUUAUGUGAGCUCACAUGUUAGAACUCAGCUUGGGCUUUUUCAUGUUCAAGUGUAGAGCUUUUGACGAAUGUGAUUUUCAACCACUCAGAAAGAUUAUUUUAUUGACAUGCCAUUUUAUAAACAAACCGUUUGACCAGGGUUACAUGCUGGUGGAGCAACGUUUUCACAGAUGGUUUUGACCCUCCAUCGAAACAUCACCCCUUAGUCUGCCCUCUUUAUCAAGUGUGACUUUUAAAUUUUAACUGACUUAACUUUUAACUGACUUUUAGUAAACA